This is a messenger RNA of Gadus macrocephalus (Pacific cod), 3515 nucleotides long. RefSeq names its product stromal interaction molecule 1-like. The record is from RefSeq and is a predicted model, not a curated record. Gene Ontology annotation, biological process: activation of store-operated calcium channel activity; store-operated calcium entry; intracellular calcium ion homeostasis. Gene Ontology annotation, molecular function: calcium channel regulator activity; protein binding; calcium ion binding. The transcript has 14 exons. Gene Ontology annotation, cellular component: plasma membrane; endoplasmic reticulum. The coding region runs from base 365 to 2473 and encodes 702 amino acids. NCBI's taxonomy places the organism in Eukaryota, Metazoa, Chordata, Actinopteri, Gadiformes, Gadidae.
CCAGGGCUUCUGCUCAACUUGGGUUCGGAGUCGGACGCAGAGUUUGGCUCAGUGGGAGGGAUCGGCGCUUUUGUUUCAUGUUCAUCCGAUCUAUUAAUUCCGUUUGGAAAUCAAAGCGAUACUAUUUGCUACCUGCCCAGUAGGGCUGGACGGCUGUCGGAGUUUGUUCCUGCUGCGACGGAGCACAAUGAGACCGAAAUGUGAUGUUUUUAAAAGCAUAGCAAACGUUUUGGACUGGGGUUUUGCACUGUUCGCCUAUUGAUAUUGGACAUAAUACAAUACAUUGGAGGGAUCUGAGCUCUUGGUGCAUGAUAUAAAAGGUUUCUCUCUUCCAAGUUUCUGCCCAUCGCUCUCCCCGCCAGCCAUGGGGUGUUUGCGGGUUGUGAGUGUGGGCCUGCUGUUCGUGUGUGUAUGGGUCCAGAGCGCGGCCGACGGUACCCACCAAGACCCCAUGGACCGCUCUUUGACGUCCAAGCAAGAAGCAAGCGAGGCUUCAGAUCUGUGUGUGAUAGACCAGCUGCUGUGUGAGGAUGAGAACAUGAUGCUGAGUUUCGAGGCGAUUCACAGCAUCCACAAACUGAUGGACGACGACGCUGAUGGGUCAGUGGACACCAAGGAGACGGACGGGUUUCUGCGUGAGGACAUGAACUCCAAAGACCCCCGGGCCAAGCAUAACAGCUUCCACCGGGCGGACCUUCUCAUCAGCCUGGAGGACAUGUGGACGUCCUGGAAGAGCUCCCCAGUAUAUAACUGGACGCUUGAGGACAUGGAGACCUGGCUACUGAGCUGCGUUGAGCUGCCUCAGUACAUAGACACCUUCAAAAAACACAACAUCGACGGCAAGGCCUUACCCAGGCUCACUGUGAAGAACUCCACCCUCUUUGUCUUGCUGCUGAAGAUUUUGGACCGGGUCCACGUGCAGAAACUCCAGCUGAAAGCUCUGGACACGGUCCUGUUUGGCCCACCCCUGGCGGGCAGACAGAGCCUGUGGAAGGACCUGGCCCUGGGCUGCUCGGUGCUGAUGGCGCUGGCCGGCUGCUGGUUCGCCUGCACCCAGAGCCGGCGGUCCCGGGACCACCUGGGCCAGCUGAUGAAGGACCUGGAGGGCCUGCAGUGCGCCGAGCAGAGCCUGCUGGACCUGCAGGAGAGGCUCCAGCGGGCCCACGAGGAGCAGCGCACCGUGGAGACGGAGAAGGAGACCAUGGAGGAGAAGCUCCGGGACGAGAUCAGCACGGCCAAGCAGGAGGCUCGGCGGCUGAAGGCGCUGCGCGAGGGCACGGAGAACGAGAGGAGCCGGCAGAAGUACGCCGAGCAGGAGCUGGAGCAGGUGCGCAUGGUCCUGAGGCGGGCCGAGAAGGAGCUGGAGUCGCGGGCCAGCUGGGCGCCCCCGGAGAGCCUCCAGAAGUGGCUGCAGCUCACCCACGAGGUGGAGGUGCAGUACUACAACAUCAAGAGGCAGAGCGCAGAGCGACAGCUGCUCCAGGCCAAGGAGGGGGCCGAGAAGAUCAAGAAGAAGAGGGGUUCUCUGUUCGGAACGUUCCAUGUGGCUCACAGCUCUUCCCUGGACGACGUUGACCAUAAGAUCCUGACCGCCAAACAGGCCCUGGGGGAGGUGACGGCGGCCCUGCGGGAGAAGCUCCACCGCUGGCAGCAGAUCGAGGCUCUGUCGGGCUUCAACCUGGUCAGUAACCCCGGCCUGCCCGCACUGGCCGCCCUCCUCAACCUGGACCCCGCCUUCCUGGGCCUGCGCUCCGCCGCGCCCCAGCACCUCCUGAUCUCGGACGACCUCGACGACAUGGACGAGGACAUCUCCCCGGGCACCCUCAAGUACGCAGCCUGGCAGAUGGACCGCAGAGUGAGCGACAUCUGGCCUAUGAGUGGCAUUUCGGACAGCCAGUCUCCAUGGAAGCACUCUGCGCCAAAUCUGACCCCCCUGCGACAGAGGAAAACAGACCCUGUGCUGAACCUGGGCUCCCACAGGGACAUCAUAAACCGCUCGGACUCCGACUCCUCCCUCCCUCCGUCCCUCGUCGAAUCACACCGCUCCCAGGCCGCCCCCUUGGCCUCCAGGCCCCGCCCCCCACCGCGCCGCGCCUGCAACGGGGCGGGGCUUCUCCAGUCCUCCCAGUCCUCCCAGUCCUCCGCCGGCGACGGGCUCUUCAUGUCGCUCUCGGGCGGCCUGGAGAAGAGCUCCAGCCUCGGGGAGCUGAGGGGCAGCGUGCCCGCCACCCUGUCCUCCUCCUCCUACGCCUCCCGCUCCCUCUGCUUCCCCCCUCCCGACGCGGAGCUCACGGCGGGCCACGCCCCCUCCGGGCAGCACAACGGCCAGGGGGCGUCGCCCGCCAGGCUGCAGGCCCGGCGGACGACGGCCCUGGAGGACGAGGGAGGCUCGACGGGCGAGGACACGGAGGCCGGGGCGGUGACCAGCAGGCGGCGCCGCGCCUUCAACAAGAUCUUCAGGAAGAGGACGUAGACACCCCCCCCCCCCCCCCCCGAGAGAGGGAUGUGUUGACGCCAGCGCGUUGUGGGCUGACGAUGGUCCAGGCGUUGGACAGAAGUACCAAGCUUUUCCUCACAGGGUCAGGGCCAGUAACCCCCGGAGGUGGGGUUCAGACCCAGAACGAGCCGUCUAUUUUUCGGACUUUGGGCCACAUCUCUGGCCUCUGUCGUUGUCCUUGUCGUUGAAUUUCCUCAUAAAGCGCGUUCAUCCACAACACCACGUGUUUCUAAAGCUGGGGCUCCACGUGUUCUUGUCUUGUGAAUCAAAGUUCUCUGACGCAGUCAAAUCGUGUUUUCGCUCGUUAUACAAAUGCAUCAUUUGCAUACAUCAUAACCUAUAUGAAAUGUUUUUGUGUGUAGGUGUGUAUGUAUAUAUAUAAUAUAUAUAUUAUUUUUUCCUGUCCGUUUGCACAAGUUUAUAUCCGUUUUUAAGACCCCGGUUCAAUGUUGCCACAAGUCCAGACUGUGUGUCCAAGAGUUUUGUGUCUGUCUGUCUCUGCUUGAAGGUAGUUUGGGGUUAAACUAUUAAGGAGCUAUAAUACCUGUUUAUCUUCCACUUAUAAAUAACUUGGGUUUACAAUGGGAUGGUACAUAGAGGCAUUGCAUGUUAGGCAGGAUUGUCUUUUAGGGGAUUUCCAUCAACCGCGUCUGUCUGCCAUUUUUAAAAAUAAAUUGUACAAUAUCUAUAAAAGACGAACCUUGUUCGAUGUUGUAUAUAUAUUGUGUACCUGAAUUGAUUGUAAAUUACAAGUUUCUCUCAGAUAUAUUUAAAUGUAACACAUUUGGCAUACUAAGUAUGCUAAAUAUGAUCCACAAUUCACAUCUUAUGGGACAUAUUAGAAUUUACAAUAAAAUGUAUGCAACAAAAAUACUUCAGUUAAUAAAUGUGUUAAAAACAAAAGGCCAACUGCAAUUGUGUUGAAGAGAGAUAACUACAUUCAAUUAAAAUGCAAUUCCCCAUUGAUGUAAAUGUAUGUGGCAAAACAAGACAAUAAAGUUAUCUUUUCUGACUCAAA